GCCCGGCUGCCCGCCUCCCUCCCUCCCUCUAUAUCCUCCCCUCCGCCACCGCCCCCCCUCUCUCUCCUCAGCUCACCAGACGCCGCCGCCGCGAACGACGAAUCCUCAGCCUCCCAGUCCCAGCCCAGAUGUUCCUCGCCGACAAGUACAGGUCGCUGCUGCCCUCCUCCCACCAGCAGCCCCACUCCAAGCCCAGCCGCCGCCGCCAGCAGCAGCAGCAGCUGCUGCAGCAGGAGGGGGAGGCGGACCGGUUCGGCGCGGCGCGCCUCGGGAGCCUGCUUCCUUUGCCGGCCUCCCCGCUCGCGGCGCUCGCGCGGGUGGCCGACGUCCUCGCGCUCACGCUCGCCGACGCGGGCCCCGCGCUCGCCGGCGCCGACCCUGCCGUCGCCGCCCACCUCGACGCGGGCGUCGCGCUCCUCGACGCCUGCAACGCCAUAUCCGCGGGCCUCGACCGCCUCCGCAGGCGCCUCCUCCUCGCGCGCCUCGCGCUCCACCUCGUCCUCUCCCCCUCCCCCUCCGGGGGGCGAGCACGCGCGCGCGCGGCGCUCGCGGACCGCGGCGACCACCCGGCGCCGUCCCCGCUCCCUUCGCUCCCGUUCGAGCAGCCCCGCGGGCGGCUCUCGGCCGCCGCGCGCGUCCUCGCCGCCGUGGACGCCAUCUCCUCGCUCGCGGCAGCGGCCGCGGCCGCCGUCCUCGUCGGAGGACCCGUCACUUUCCCCCGGGUAUCCGGCGGCGUCGGCGACCUCCCCUGGGCGGAGCCGUUCAACGCGGUGUCCGGCCAGCUCGCGGCGCUCGGCGACGGCGAGGUGGCAUCGUUAGACGAGGCCGUCCGGAGGCUCGCGUCGGCGCUGGACGCCUCCGGCGAGGGUGCUGCCGACGACGAGGCGGCCGUGCGCGCUGCGGCGCAGGAGGCGGAGAGGCGCGCCGAGGAGGUCGCGCCGCUGCUGGACCACCUGUCUGACGCCGUCGGCGGCGUGUUCCGCGCCGCGCUGGGCCUCCGCAACGCCGAGGUGGACUCCUUCAUGGUGGGACCCGCGGGUAAGCCGUGUAGCACAUAACCGUCGCUUCGUGUGGACUACUCGUAGCUGUCUGUCUGUAUAGUGUAUACAGUAGUGUACUGUGAUAGGGGUACUGCUACAGCUCAGUGGAGAGUUGAGUCGUGCAGUGGAUCAGUGGAAAUCAUGUAUGUUAGUGUCAACGACGAGGAUGAGGCCACAGAUCAUACAUGCACUAGUUGCAUCAUCUUGGGUACGUGGCAUCCUGUGCUGUACGGGAAGGGGAGAACGUUGCAAUCUGGCCGUGCAGUUUCGCGGCACGUAACAACAACAGUAUGUGUGUAUAAUUUGUGGAGAA
Molecule: messenger RNA, 1353 nt
Organism: Zea mays
Lineage: Eukaryota; Viridiplantae; Streptophyta; Magnoliopsida; Poales; Poaceae
Exons: 1
Coding region: 129-1058 (309 amino acids)
Source: RefSeq, marked validated